GGAUAAGAGACCCUAUGAGUUUGUGGAAUACACCGAUAACAUUAAGCUCACUGUCGAGUCACGAACUCCGGAUGCCACGAUAGGUUUGAGGACGUAUGAAACUUCUUCUCUACAGCUUGUUUCCACAUGUGUUGAUCCAGGGUGCAAUGAGGACCUUGGUGCCGAGCCGCCGGACAGGCGUCUUUCCCAAGUGGAUCUCAAAAACAUGAUGACAAACAGCGAAUGCGGAUUAAUUGUGGAUGGGUUAUGGGGUCAAACUGAUCUGGUAUUCCCAUUCGCUGUUUAUGGAGCCAAGAAGGAGUCUACGAGUCUCGAGGCUGCUCUGGACCAAGUCCAUCAUGCCUGCAGGACCUAUCUAGCCAUGUUGGACGAUUUGGCUCGGAACCCUGAGAACGUCGCCGAAUACCAGACAGAAGAAAGCAGCAGGCACCAAAUGUUCGCAUUUGUAUCAUGUGACUCUCUCUGGCAAGUUCUCGUGGCGUGGAAUCAAGCAGGAGCCUGUGUCAGUAGGAAUUUUGAACAGCUCAACAACACGAGUUACAGGUUGCUGACUGGCAUAUCGUUGCAGAUGGUUGAGACAAUAUGGCAAGGCGAUGUGAAACAUUUCGACCGCGCAACUGAACUGAUUUACUUACUGAAUCAGAUACGGCGCUACGCCACACACGAUCAUCGCGACUAUGUGAUGAAGCAUUUGGAGGCAUG
Diaporthe amygdali is the source of this 702-nucleotide messenger RNA. RefSeq lists its product as uncharacterized. The transcript has a single exon. The annotation marks the transcript as partial. The record is from RefSeq and is a predicted model, not a curated record. NCBI's taxonomy places the organism in Eukaryota, Fungi, Ascomycota, Sordariomycetes, Diaporthales, Diaporthaceae.